CGCGUUGGCGGCUGCGGGGUCGGGCUCGCGCCGCCCCCUCCCCGCCCGCGCCGGAUUCUAAUGUAGGAACUGGUGAGAAGAAGGUGACUGAAGCCUGGAUAUCUGAGGAUGAAAACUCACAUAGGACAAUGUCAGACAAAGUCACAGCGGUGGAGCUCCCCUCCCCCGAGUCUGGGGAAGUCUGUGAGCCCAGAUUAGAGGAGCUCUUGGGAAAUCCAGAAGGUGAGAGCCUCAGGAGUUCCCCCUCUCAGGACAGGGGCUGCAAGCAGGUGACUGUGACCCAUUGGAAAAUCCAGACACGGGAGACAGCUCAGUUGUGCACCAAGUCAGGCAGACACCCUGUUCUGAACUCAGACUUUCUUAUACUUCAAAGAGAGCUCAUAGAGGGGGAAGCCAAUCCUUGCGAUAUCUGUGGCAAAACCUUCACGUUUAAUUCGGACCUAGUUAGGCAUCGGACUUUGCAUGCUGGGGAGAAACCUUACACGUGUGAUCAGUGUGGGAAAGGCUUUGGCCAGAGCUCACACCUCAUGGAGCAUCAGAGUAUUCACACUGGUGAGAGACUCUAUGUCUGUAAUGUGUGUGGGAAAGACUUUAUUCGCUAUGCAGGUCUCAUUGAGCAUCAGCGCGUUCAUUCGGGAGAAAAGCCCUUCAAAUGUGCGCAGUGUGGGAAGGCGUUUUGUCACAGUUCAGACCUGAUUAGGCACCAGAGAGUUCACACCAGAGAGAGACCUUUUGAAUGCAAAGAGUGUGGAAAAGGCUUCAGUCAAAGCUCCUUACUUAUUCGUCAUCAGAGGAUUCAUACAGGAGAAAGGCCCUAUGAGUGCAAUGAAUGUGGGAAAUCCUUCAUAAGGAGCUCGAGCCUCAUUCGCCAUUAUCAGAUCCACACAGAAGUGAAACAGUAUGAAUGCAAAGAAUGUGGGAAGGCGUUCCGUCAUCGCUCGGACCUGAUUGAGCACCAGCGAAUUCACACCGGAGAGAGACCCUUUGAAUGCAAUGAGUGUGGGAAGGCUUUUAUUCGGAGUUCAAAGCUCAUUCAGCAUCAGCGGAUCCAUACUGGGGAGAGGCCUUACGUAUGCAAUCAGUGUGGGAAGCGCUUCAGCCAGACGUCAAACUUCACCCAGCAUCAGAGAAUUCACACUGGAGAGAAACUCUAUGAAUGUAACGAGUGUGGGAAAGCUUUCUUUCUGAGUUCAUACCUUAUUCGACACCAGAAAAUCCACACUGGAGAGAGGGUGUAUGAAUGUAAGGAAUGCGGGAAGGCAUUUCUCCAGAAGGCCCAUCUCACUGAGCACCAGAAGAUCCACUCUGGGGACAGGCCCUUCGAAUGUAAAGACUGUGGGAAAGCCUUCAUCCAGAGCUCAAAGCUGCUUCUGCACCAGAUUAUUCACACUGGAGAAAAGCCCUAUGUGUGUAGUUAUUGUGGGAAAGGCUUCAUUCAGAGGUCAAACUUCCUUCAACACCAGAAAAUUCAUACUGAAGAGAAGCUUUAUGAGUGUAGUCAGUAUGGGAGAGAUUUUAACUCAGCCACAAACUUUAAAAAUAAUCAAAGUGUUCACCAAGAGGGACUUUCCUUGAGUAAGGCCUCCAUACGUUUGGGUGAGAGGUCUGUAGAUCAGGGGGAACACACAGGUAACUUAUAAAUAAUAAUUCUUCUGCCCAAUGAGUGAUGUUUGGAAAUGCGUGGAAUUAGGAUUCAUGUGGCGUCUAAGAUUUGGACAUGUCAGAAUUUUGUGAGUCAUGGAUGGGACUGUUUUUGGAGUGGGUGCCACCUGCCACUGUGUGGCACUAGCAGGCCCAGCCCUCCUCCUCAGCUGUGAGUGCUGUCCUCGGGAGAGUCACAGGGCUUGACUCUGAGCUGGAACAUUGGAGGCAGGGAGGAGACAGGUCUCAAGAAAAGGUCUUUUAAAAAACGUUAUCCACAGUUACAGUCCAUCCUUGAGUUAAAUCCCUUUUAGAGCAGGACUGUGUAUCUGAUCUUAUUACUUAGGAGAACGUUACUUAGCACAUUCUGAUCUAUUAAAUCAAGUUGAAGAAAGAUAACCCCCAAGCCAUUUCCCUGUUGUCCUUAGGAGGAACUCCAGGCCUCCCAUCCUGUGCCCUGACGUGUGCCCUAAGGCUUCCUGUUUCCUCAGACCUCGCCUCCCUCUGCCGAACUCCCUGUCACACAGGUGAUACUGCAGCAGCACUGACUGCUUCAUCUUCCCCGUGCUCCACGCAGCUUCCUGCCACUCUCACCCUGGUUCUUAUUGAAGGGUCUCCUCUUCUCAGCUAAUGAACUCCGAAUCAUGGUUGAGGACGUGCCUCAGACAUCAUGUCAGGGACUGUUUCCCUCAGGCUUAGCUGGCAGCGCUCUCCGUGCUUCUGUGGCUCAGUAAUUACCGCUAUUACUGUACUUACUUGCGUAUGCCAGAAUGACUUGAUAGGCUCUUUCAUUAUACUGUCAGUUCCUGAGGACGGUGAUCAUAUCUGAUUGAUUUCCAUGUGUCCACUGUCUAGCACAAGGCAAUAAAAAAUGCACCCC
Saimiri boliviensis boliviensis (Bolivian squirrel monkey) is the source of this 2521-nucleotide messenger RNA. RefSeq names its product zinc finger protein 623 (gene ZNF623). Gene Ontology annotation, cellular component: nucleus. Gene Ontology annotation, biological process: regulation of transcription by RNA polymerase II. The record is from RefSeq and is a predicted model, not a curated record. Gene Ontology annotation, molecular function: DNA-binding transcription factor activity, RNA polymerase II-specific. NCBI's taxonomy places the organism in Eukaryota, Metazoa, Chordata, Mammalia, Primates, Cebidae.